AUGGAGGAGGAUCGUCUCUGGAAGUUUAGCAAGCCUGAAUGGCUCAACAGCGCCUGGGUGCGCAAUGGUGGUGUCUACAGCGCUGGCGCUCUGUUCUCCCUUGCCUUUUACGUCCUCCUCGACGCGGCUGUAUGGUCAAAAUCCGCCAACAAUGGCUCCGACGUGCACGUUACUUUUGUGGACUGGCUGCCGCUCAUCUUUUCGUCGCUGGGCAUGCUCAUCAUCAACUCGGUGGAAAAGGCGCGGCUGCAGUCGGACUCGUUUAGCUACUCGGGCUCGGGCGUUGCAUGGAAGGCGCGCGUCGUGCUCUUUUUAGGAUUCGCCGCCCUUGCCGGCGGCAUGGCUGGCGGCGUCACCGUCUUUGUCCUCAAGUUUAUCGUUCCGGGAGUCGGCUGGCCCUCGCUCGGCAUGGGUGUCGAGAAUGUCGUCGCCAACGGUCUUGUCGGACUUAGCUCUGUUGUGCUCUGGCUCUCUCAGAAUAUGGAAGACGAGUACAGUUAUAAUCUGUCUCUGUAA
This is a messenger RNA of Pestalotiopsis fici W106-1, 516 nucleotides long. Its product is annotated as Vacuolar protein sorting-associated protein 68. NCBI's taxonomy places the organism in Eukaryota, Fungi, Ascomycota, Sordariomycetes, Amphisphaeriales, Sporocadaceae. The record is from RefSeq and is a predicted model, not a curated record. The coding region runs from base 1 to 516 and encodes 171 amino acids. Gene Ontology annotation, biological process: protein targeting to vacuole; late endosome to vacuole transport via multivesicular body sorting pathway. The transcript has 2 exons. Gene Ontology annotation, cellular component: Vps55/Vps68 complex; fungal-type vacuole membrane.